Messenger RNA from Colletotrichum spaethianum, 2559 nucleotides. RefSeq names its product F-box protein pof6. Gene Ontology annotation, biological process: Golgi to plasma membrane transport; exocytosis. The transcript has a single exon. Gene Ontology annotation, cellular component: cytoplasm; exocyst. The coding region runs from base 1 to 2559 and encodes 852 amino acids. The record is from RefSeq and is a predicted model, not a curated record. Lineage: Eukaryota; Fungi; Ascomycota; Sordariomycetes; Glomerellales; Glomerellaceae.
AUGCAGGUUGCCCGAGCGUCUCGUCGAAUGCAGGAGAUGGUAUACGAUGAUACGAGAUGGGUGGCCCGAUUGAAGAGCAUGGGGUGCUGGGACGAGCAAGAGGCGAGACGUCGGUUCGAAGAAGCUGUGAAGAGGAGGCGAGAAGCGGCCGAACGCGCAGCGAACGGAGCCAAUAACCAGCCAGGCGCUGCGGCGAACCACGCGGCACCGAAACCGACAAGUACGACCUUGUUCGAUGCCACGGUCGAGGAAGAGCGCCAGAAGCGCCAGUCCGUUGCCGGCCCUCCCAUCGACGGCUUCGAGCGAAUGACGGUCGGAGCACCUACACCCAAAGACCCGUUCAAGGAUCCAGAGGCAUUGUUGGAUGUGAUCAAGAACGCAAAGAGCGUGAGGGGGCAUGCGAGGGAGGAGUACGGGAAGAUUUACGGCGCGCUGGCGCCCUUUUACUUUGACCUGGCUAGGGCGAAGAGCCACACGGAUCCCAUCGUUUUUCAGGUGUUCCGGGAUCCCGAACGCCAGGCGAGGAUGAUGUCGAACCUGCAGACGUUUGCAAAGAGCGACUGGGCGCAAGGAUGGAACCAAAGAGAGGAACGACUAAUGACCAUGACGAGCAUUUUUGAGAGCGCGGUGCUUCGGGAGUUUGAGCAGGGCUACGAGGUCUGGGACGUUGAUGGCAGGAUGAAGCGGUAUGCGCAUGUGCUGCACGCGCUCAACGGUGGCAACGCGGGGACGGAGCUGUUCGUCCAGAAGCACCCCAUCUUCAGCGACCGCGACGUCCUGACGGCGAAUUCGGUGGACUGCAUUAACCGGGCCAACCCGGACGACGUCAACCUGGAGCCGUCACGUGCGUUCUUCGAAAUGCUGCUGCGGAAGAUGAACGAGCAAGCGGACAUUAUCGAGCGCAUAUUCGCCAACCCUGACGUGGUGUUUUGGGAGCUGAUGGAGAAGGUCAGGGAGGAUAUCAUCAUGGACUACAUCACCCCCCUGUUCGACGCCACGCAUGAUCGGAAUCUACUUUCGUAUCUGAAGGCUGUAGCCGGUGUAUUUGAGCAAGGUAUGCUCUUCUUUCAAUCGUUGGCGAUGCCGAAAGCCUUCAAGGGGAGCCUCGAGGAGAAGGCAAAGGAGAUGAUGCUGAGGGUGUUUGAACCGCAUCUCGACCUGUACCUGCAGGAAGAACUUGACUACUUCACACAGCAGGCCGAGUCGGAGGUUGCGGAGUGGGAGAAGAAGCUUUCAGAGCAGGACGCCUCGGUUGAGUCGUUUUACAUGAGCAACUUCAACAGGCAGGCGGACAAGAAGGACUUUCUCAGCUCCUUCAAGAAGGUGGUCAUGAUGCCAGUGACCGUCCUGCCCUCGUUUGGGACCUCGGCAGCGAAACCCACGACGCCAAACGGCACGUCUGCCACCUCGCCGCUGCCGUCCAGACCACAUACCCCCGGUCUUGCGCCCGGCGGUGUGGACGGCAGCGGACGGCUCAGCCCGCUUCCAGAAAAGGCCCCCACGGACGAGCUCGCGGCCAAGGCUGCGCUCAUGGCGUCGCGCAUGGAGGGCAUUAAGACGCUGUUCAGCAUCGAGGUGGCUCUCAACCUAACACAUGCCGCCAAAACGAGCAUGGCGCGGGCGUCCAGCUUCAUCAAGCUAGGGGGCCAGUACGGCGAGGAGGCUCGGGAGCAGUGCGAGACCAUCUUCGUGGUGAUGCUCCGCAUCCUCGGCAACAGGCAUGUCAAGCUCGGCUUCGACAAGGCCGUCGGGCACCUCUCGCACUACAACCCGCGCGAGGUCAGCGACCACAACCAGUCGGGCGUGGCGCCGCUCGUGACCUUUAUCGAGCUCGUCAACGUGGGCGACCUCAUCUCGCAGAUGAUUGACGUGUUUUACGAGCAGCAGCUCGCGGGGCCCAAGAUCGCCGACAAGAACGACUUCCUCGACCCGGCGGGCAUCGCCAAGAAGAAGUGGGAGCAGAUGCUCGACGAGAGCGUCGCGGCGGGGCUGAACAAGGGCAUCGACGUGCUCAUGGACGAGGUCGAGUACCUCCACGGCACGACGCAGAAGCCGACCGACUACAACCCCGAGGAGACGGGCGGCAUCCUCGCGGACCCGGGCCCGACGCCCACGGCGCAGCGCAUCAAGGAGCUCGUCUCGGCGCACACGCGCAUGCUCGUCGGCAGCACCGACAAGUCCAUGCUCGAUGUUUUCAACGGCGAGGUCGGCCUGCGCCUCUUCACCGCCGUGUGCAAGCACCUCAAGCGCCAGCGCAUCAGCACCGAGGGCGCCAUCAAGCUCAUCGCCGACAUGAACCUGUACUUUGAGUACAUCCGUACCCUCAAGAACCAGGACCUGCUGGCCUAUUUCAAGGCCCUGCGCGAGCUGAGCCAGAUCUACCUCAUCGACCCGCGCCACGCCAAGGAGAUGGCCACCAUCAUCGCCGACGGCGACCGCUUCGAGGGCGUCUUCCGCGCCGAGGAGGCCUACGAGUUUGCCCAGCGCCGCGCGGAUUGGUACCAGGUUAGGAAGGACGUCGAAAGGGCCAUGUACGGCAUGGAGUGUUUGUUGAUGUAG